UACCGCGCGCAUCGUUAGCAGAUUCCGAUUCGUACCUUCAACCCUUGCACAGUUCUAGAGCCAUUUAUCACCGGCAAGCAGCAUGUCGAUCGCUACCUACGAAGAAAUCCUAGACCUUCCGAACCACCCGGAGAAGGUUCUGGUCGACGUGCGUGGUGCCGAUGAGGUCGCCAAAACUGGUAAAAUUCCAUCCAGCAUCAACAUUCCCCUGGAGCAAGUUGCGAAAGCAUUCUCACCGGAAACCAGCACGGAAGAGUUCCAAAGAUUGUACGCAGUUCCGAAGCCAGCUUUCGACAACAACAUCAUAAUGAGCUGCCGCACGGGACAGCGGAGUCAGACGGCAAUCGAUACCAUUACCGCCCUCGGGUACACAAACGCUAGAAACUACAAGGGAUCCUGGACCGAGUGGGCUGAAAAGCAGGGCAAGUAAAGUGGUACGCUAAUUUCGCAGCAAGUU
Molecule: messenger RNA, 457 nt
Organism: Ochlerotatus camptorhynchus
Lineage: Eukaryota; Metazoa; Arthropoda; Insecta; Diptera; Culicidae
Product: rhodanese domain-containing protein CG4456-like
Exons: 3
Coding region: 83-430 (115 amino acids)
Source: RefSeq, a predicted model, not a curated record